Messenger RNA from Lactuca sativa (garden lettuce), 686 nucleotides. RefSeq names its product Haloacid dehalogenase-like hydrolase (HAD) superfamily protein. The record is from RefSeq and is a predicted model, not a curated record. Gene Ontology annotation, molecular function: acid phosphatase activity. Lineage: Eukaryota; Viridiplantae; Streptophyta; Magnoliopsida; Asterales; Asteraceae.
UAUUGGUCGUCAUCUGCAAUUGCAAACAGGAACGACGACCAUGGGAGACGAGAAGCUGAAGAACGAAGCAAUGGAGAUCCUGGGAUUAUGUCAAGUCUUGCCUCGUUUAGUCGUCUUCGAUCUCGAUUACACUCUCUGGCCUUUCUACUGUGAAUGUCGAUCCAAACGUGAGAUGCCAUCUAUGUAUCUCCAUUGUAAAGAUAUCUUAAAUGCACUAAAGGACAAGGGAGUUAAAAUGGCUAUUGCCUCCAGAUCACCAACAAGAGACAUAGCAGAGACUUUCCUUGACAAAUUGGGCAUAAAGUCGAUGUUUGUAGCACAGGAGAUCUUUUCCAGUUGGAGUCACAAAACAGAACAUUUCAAGAAAAUCCAACUAAAGACUCAAAUCCCAUUUGAUAAGAUGCUUUUCUUUGAUGAUGAAAAUCGUAAUAUUGAAGCGGUUUCAAAAAUGGGGGUGACAAGUAUUUUGGUGAAUAAUGGGGUGACUUUUGGAGCCUUUAGGCAAGGGCUUACUGAAUUUUCUCAAGGUCCAACUCCAAGUUCAUCAAAGAGGGAUAAGAAAAAGUGAAUAAAAACACUUUAAAAAAAAUACAUCAUUUGGAUAUUGUAUCGAUAUUGUUUAUGGUGAUACAGAUUUUUUAACUUGAUUUGGAUUUGAUUUAUGUAUUAGAAAAUGUCGUUUUACA